CAAGAUCUGGUAAAUACUUGACCCAAGUGAAGAUUUGGCAAUGGUCGAUACUGUUGUUGAUAUUCGCCAUAACAUUUCAUGAAAAAUAUUGUUAAUUUUAUCGAUGUUGUGUUUUAGUUACUUGGUACUUGAUUUCAGAGAAACUUGGCAGGCUUAUUGGACAUUAUUUUUUUCUACCAAGAAAGCUUCAAAGCUGUUUGAAGCUUUCUGUGUAGUAUUCAUGGAACUAUGAACCUAGACUCGUUGUCUUUUGCUUUGUCUAAUAUUAGUUAUUCCGUGGCUAAUUUAACUAAAAAGAACUUUAAAUCUAGUGUACAGGAAAUAUCUAGACUUGUAGCCCAUCACGGCUUAGAGGCAGAGAGGCACCUUUUGCGUUGUCUAUUUUCUCAUGUAGAUUUCAGUGGUGAUGGUAAAAGUAGUGGUAAAGAUUUUCAUCAGACGCAGUUUUUGAUUCAGGAGUGUGCAUAUAUUUUAAACAAACCAAAUUUUGUAUCGACAUUUUGCUACGCUUUAGACUGCCCUCUCCAGCAGCAAAAGAGUCUCAGACCUUCUGCGAACCUUUUACCUCAAUUAAGCAGAGUACUCAAGCUAUCUUCAGUUCAGGAAGUUGCUUUUGGGUUAGCUCUUUUAAAUUCAUCCAUUCCUGAUCAUACAAAUUACGCCGUAGGUUUUCUAAAGCAAAAACUGCCAGAUUUUAUAAAGCACAUUUGUGAAUUAGAUAUAGAAAAUCAAGAAGAACCACUUGAUCUACCUCCUGUGAUCUUGCAUUUGUUGCUCAACCAUCUGUUCUGUGGAACAAAAGACUUAGGAAUUUCUUCAGAUCUUAAGGAAUCAUUUGUAAAAUCAUUAAAUCAAUAUUUGGGGGAUAAUAUACCUCUUUUCUUAAGACCUUUCCUGCGUUCAAGUGACUUAGAUCCAGUGAUGGAUUCUGUUGGAAAUUCUACAAAAUCUUCUGAAGACUCUAUCAUAGAUGUAAUUCAAGAAAUGGGAUAUAAUUUCACAUCAAGUAUGGAAGAAUGCCGAAACAAUAUGAUACAAAUUGGGCUCAGAGAAAUUACUGCUGCAGUUGUUGCACGAAUACUUUCCAUGAUGGCGAGGUCACAUUCUGGUUUAACAGAUGCCAUGCCAAUUCAGAACUUAAACAGCAAUAGUAUAAUUAUGUGGAAUGAUAAAGAGAAGUCUGAAGGGAAUCAGCAACCUACUUGGAAUGUGGAAAUUUUGGUCCAGGUUAUUCGUGAUAUGGCACCAUCACUUGAUUGGAAAGAAGUUGUACAUGAACUUGAUAAUCCUGGAUUCCAUUUGAAGGAUCGAAAGGGUUUCAAGCUCCUUUGGCAAGCAUUAAAUAUGGGUCUUGGCCACGAGACUUUUCCUAUGGAUAGGAUGUAUAGACGAUGGCGAAAUGCUGAAGGACAAUUUUCCUUUUUCCAACAAGUUUUAAAUAGUUCCGAUAUAGUGUGUUUAGCCGACUAUACUCACCGUCCUGUUUUAACAGAUGCCUUAAAAGCUCCUCCAGAAGAUGACAACCGAAGUAUCUCAAAUUGGAAAUCACUCGAUUUAAUUGAGACUUUGUUAUACUUAUCGGAGACACCCUAUUUUAAAGAUGAGCUUUUUAAAUUCCCCAUCUCACAUUGUCCUGAUCUUUUAAUGUUGGGACUGAUUCAGACAUCUCGAACGAUCAAUCAUAUCCAUAAAGAGCUGUUAUCAACACUUAUUCCAAUUUUUCUUGGCAAUCAUCCUAAUUCAGCUAUGGUUUUUCAUCUUGCAUGGCAUAGUCAGUUUCACUCAACAGCCAUACGAAAUAUAAUUAUGCAUGCGAUGGCCGAAUGGUAUGUACGAGGCGAAGGAGACCAAACGCGACUUUCUAGGAUUCUGGAUGUUGCACAGGACUUAAAGGCCUUGUCUAUGUUAUUGAAUUUGACUCCUUUUAUGUUUGUAAUAGAUCUGGCAUGCUUAGCAUCACGAAGAGAGUACCUCAAGUUAGACAAGUGGCUCAGUGAUAAAGUUAGAGAACACGGUGAAGCUUUUAUUCAAGCAUGUGUCACUUUCUUGAAUCGGCGCUGUCCUCAAAUUAUGGGUGGUAAUAUAAAAGAAGAAAACCUGCCAAAAAGUGCAUUGCCACCUGAAACUUUAGCAACAAUAUUGACAUUAUUACAUAAUCUUGUGGGGUCAAUUUCCCAAGAACUUUCAGAAACGAUAUUGACAAUGGUUGGGAAUUGUGGUGUAGUUCUUAAUAAAAAUCGUCUUCCUCCACCUGGUGUUGUUAAAACUUCUCAAGGACUGCAAUCAGUGUUGUCAUCUGCUGUCAUCAAUACCCCAAAUGCAAGUUUGGACCAGCUGACCAAUUUAACUUCAUCUGUGUCUGGUCUCACUUUGGGUGUUAAGACUAUAAGCAGUGUAAAUUCUGGAUUUUCUCUACCAUGUACAUUAAGCUCUUUUUCUAUUGCAUCGUCUGGAUCACCUGCGAAAAUGUUAUCUGUGGCUACGCCUUCAACACAGACUGUGUCUACUGUCAGUCAAAUUACACAAAAUCCGUUCUCAUCUAGCUUACCUACAGGAUCAUCACAACUUCCCGGGCAGUUUGGCUCCCAGCUGGUUGGAGAUAUUGGAGCCAUUUUUCCAGAUGCUAGUCAUCCUGUAUCUAAGGAGAUCGAAGAUGAAGCGAAUAGCUACUUUCAGAGGAUAUAUAAUCAUGCACCCCAUUCAUCACUUGCUAUUGAAGAUGUUCUUGAAAUGUUAAAGCGAUUUCAGGAUUCACCUAUUAAAAGAGAAAGGGAAGUAUUUAGCUGCAUGAUAAGAAACUUAUUUGAAGAAUACAGAUUUUUUCCCCAAUAUCCUGAUAAAGAGCUGAUAACAACUGCUCAACUAUUUGGUGGAAUUAUUGAUCAAAACUUGGUUAGACCAAGAACAGACGCGCAAAAGAAGAGUCUAGAAACGGGGCAACUGAUAGACAGCUACAUAACUUUAGGUCUGGCAUUAAGAUAUGUCUUGGAAUCUCUGAAAAAGCCACAAGGAAGUAAAAUGUACUACUUUGGUAUAACAGCAAUGGAUCGUUUUAAAACAAGGCUGAAAGAAUAUCCUCAAUAUUGUCAACAUCUUACAUCCAUAGCAAAUUUUCAUGAACUUCCACCUCAUCUUAUUGAGUAUAUAGAAUAUGGUGCUAGAUCUCAGGAGCCUCCAAAUCGUCUUCAAGGCCCAAUUAUACAAAGUGUUGCUUCAGCUUUUCCUUCCUUAACCCAGACUCCAAGUUUACCACUCACAUCUGCAACCACUGUAACAGUUACAGUUACAACUGUUUCAACUAAGACUACAGUGACAGGAAAGCCUUCCAUCGCAAAUGCUACAAACAUAGAUACACUUUUGGUGGCUACAGAAAAGGAUGAAAAACUUGUUGUACCUCCAGAGUCUGUGCAAGAUAAAGUAGCAUUCAUUGUAAAUAAUUUAUCUCAGGCAAACUUGGUCCAAAAGACUGAUGAAUUUAGAGAAAUUGUAAAAGAAGAAUAUUGGCCUUGGGCUUCACAAUACCUAGUCAUGAAGAGAGCUUCAAUAGAACCGAACUUCCACUCUUUAUAUUCAAAUUUUUUAGAUACACUAAAGUUGUGUGAUCUUACAAAAUUGGUAAUAAGAGAAACUUUUCGCAACAUUAAGGUGUUACUCCGAAGUGAUAAGGGAAUUGCAAAUUUUUCUGACCGAUCUCUGCUUAAGAAUUUAGGGCAUUGGUUGGGAAUGCUGACACUUGCUAAAUGCAAGCCAAUUUUGCAAAUAGAUAUUGAUGUCAAGUCGCUUUUGAUUGAAGCAUACCAUAAUGGCCAGCAAGAACUGUUAUAUGUCGUUCCAUUUGUUGCUAAAGUUUUAGAAUCUUGUGCAAAAAGUAAAGUAUUCAAACCUCCCAAUCCUUGGACUAUGGGAAUAAUGAAUGUAUUAGGUGAAUUACAUCAAGAGCAAGAUUUGAAAUUGAAUCUGAAAUUUGAAAUAGAAGUUCUGUGUAAAACCUUAAGUAUUGACAUAAAUGAUCUGAAACCAGGGAAUAUUCUUAAAGACCAGGAGCGUUUGCUUAAAAUUGAGCCACAACUUUCACCUUUACCUAAGCAUAAAGAACAGCAAGUAAUAAGCUCUGUAAACAUGCAAGUACCGGCUCAGCCUGCAUUAGGAAAUGUAGUACCCUCUACUCCUAAUCCUAUGCCAAAUAAUGUAUUGCAUGAAGAAACUAUUCAGAAUGUUCCAAUCAGCAGUAGCCCUCCUAUUGUUUCUCUGACUUCAACUCAACUGCCACCAAUUUCGACUUCAAUGCCACAACCUCAAUUUUCCUAUAGUGACAUUAAUGUUUUGUCUGUUGGUCAAUUAAAUCAGCAUCUGCUUAUCAACUCACAAUUGCCUUUAUUUCAAGCCCAUGCAGCAUUAAAGCAAUGUGUUAGACUUGCUGUAGAAAGAGCUGUUCAGGAAUGGAUGGCUCCAGUUGUUGAUAGAUCCAUUAAAAUUUCUUUAACAAGCUGUGAACAAAUAAUUAAAAAGGAUUUUGCUCUAGACCCUGAAGAAUCACGAAUGAGAAUUUCUGCUCAUCAUAUGAUUCGUAGUUUAACAGCAGGAAUGGUUAUGAUCACUUGUCGUGACCCUCUGUUUAUGUCUAUACAUACAAAUUUGAGAAAUAAUUUCUUGUCUACUUUAAGAAAUGCCACACCCCAACAAAAGGAAUUGAUUGACCAAGCAGCUGAUAUUGUAGCACGGGAUAAUUUGGAGCUUGCAUGCUGCUUUAUUCAAAAGACUGCAGUGGAGAAAGCCCUUCCAGAAAUUGACAAGCGUUUAAGUUCAGAAUAUGAAAUCAGAAAGCAUGCAAGAAGUGAAGGUCGAAGAUACUGUGAUCCUCAAGCAUUAACUUACCAAGCUGAGAGAAUGCCUGAGCAGAUACGCUUAAAGGUGGGUGGUGUGACACCUCAACAGAUGGCAGUGUACGAAGAAUUUGCUCGAAUGAUUCCAGGAUUCUUACCAAAUGGAGGAAGGGAGCAGCAGAGUAGCUUCGUGAAUAAACCCAUGACUCUUAUGCAGCCAUACAUGAAUGAUGACAUUACACAAUUGUAUGAUAAAAUCAUUUCGGAUUUAGAACUGCUGCUGCACGGUAUUAUUGUUGUACCUGGCAAUCCUCAUGUAACUGCACUUCACAAUUUACUAGAGGCUGUUCUUCAUACUCGUCCUUCAAGGGAGAUGCAAUCUGCUGUUGGUUUAUUGCAAAAGACUGUUGAAAGUUUCUUAGAAGGCAUGUCUCAACCCGCCAGUGAUAGCGAAAUAAUGGUUCGCUUCAAAGAAGGUCAUCUUAUUGUUAUGAAAUCUUUGGGAGAUAAUCGAGUAUAUGGUAAUCAGUGGACGAGUAAGCAAGUCACUCGGUGGUUGAUUGAAAGUAGAGAAGAAUGCCGCUACAAUGUUGAGGCUGUAGAUCUUUUAAUCAGAAAUCAUUUGAUUAACCUGCAAGCAUAUGAUCUGCAUCUAACUCAGUCAAUGGAGAAUGGAAUGAACAUCAUGGCUGUCCAAUUUGCAAUGCAGUUAGUUAAGUUGUAUCUUUUGGAUGAACGGCAGAAUGCUAUUGUAACUGAAGUUGAUCUCUAUAAUACGGUGGAAACUUUAGCUCGUAUAGCAUCAUUACCACGGCAACAUCCAGAUGGCUUAGUACAACUUUUAGAGAUGCUUCGAAAUACUGGGGAACCUGCUUUUUUAGAUCGUACAACUGGGGGAGGUCCAAUGUCUAUGAUGUAUUCUGGAAUAACACAAGCAAGAGAAUUCGAUGAUCCACCAGGUCUUUCCGAAAAAACUGAGUUCCUGUUGCGAGAAUGGGUGAACAUGUACCACGCUCCUAAUGCUGGAAGGGAUAGUACUAAAGCAUUUUCGCUCUUUGUUCAUCAGAUGAAUUUACAGGGUAUUUUAAAGACAGAUGAACUGAUAACACGAUUUUUUCGACUGAGCACAGAAAUGUGUGUGGAUCUAUGUUAUCAUGCACUGAAUGACCAGAAUACCAAAUCACCAACAGUUGUCAGAGCCAAAUGUUUCCACACACUGGAUGCUUACGUGCGCUUGAUUGCCCUCUUAGUGAAGCAUAGCGGUGAUGCCAACAACACUAUAACCAAAGUCAAUCUUUUAAAUAAGGUAUGUAUGAAUUUACAUCUAUACAGCAUUAAUAUAAAUUCUGUGUUUUGA
Messenger RNA from Stegodyphus dumicola, 6180 nucleotides. RefSeq names its product CCR4-NOT transcription complex subunit 1 (gene Not1). Gene Ontology annotation, molecular function: molecular adaptor activity. Gene Ontology annotation, biological process: nuclear-transcribed mRNA catabolic process, deadenylation-dependent decay; negative regulation of translation. The record is from RefSeq and is a predicted model, not a curated record. Gene Ontology annotation, cellular component: CCR4-NOT core complex; P-body. Lineage: Eukaryota; Metazoa; Arthropoda; Arachnida; Araneae; Eresidae.